AUGACACGGAGCAAGAUGGUGGAGCCGAGGGAGGCGGGACGUGCGAGGGCGUCGUGGUCGUGCAGCGCGAGUUGGGUCGCAAUUGCACACACGGUGCUCGGAUAUAGUGCGUUUGCUGCUGCUCUGGUCGUGUGCCUUGCAUUGCACUACCACCGCGUCGUGAAGAACCAUGUCGCGGGCUGGCCGGACGAAUACUGGCCGUCGGUCAGUGCUACGAUUGGCGACUGGUUCCCGGAGCGCAACUUGUUCCAGGUGCUGGUUGCGGUGACGUCUGGGCCACGCUUUGCGCUUGUGGGACUUUGCGGACUGCUGGCCGCACUCCAGGGCCGGCCGAAACGCGCCGCGUUCCUGCUGGUCGUUGGCAUCCUGCGCACGUUUUCAUGCGGUGGGUGGAUCUUUGUCACAUCGUCGGACCAUGCGCUGCUGCACGAUGUUACCAUGGGGCUGUACAUUGGCCUCACGCCGAUCUGGAUGGCGGCGUGCUUCCUCUCGCUGGCGCCGGCGCCGGACUCGAAGCACGCCGAGGCACACCAGCUGGCGCAGCGCGUGCGCACCUAUGCCGCGAUCGCUUUCUAUUCGUGCACGCCUUUCAUGGUGCGCCUGUACCUGCGGCACCGCCGCGAUAAUGUCAAGGGGGCCUACACCGACUAUGCCAUGUUCGAGUGGCUGCUCGUGGUAUUUGAUGUGCUAUUUGACAUGGGCAGCGUCUGGGACCUGAAACGCUUUACGGUCAAGAUUUCGUACGAUGAUACGCCCGCCGCCGAAAAGGAGGCGCCGCCCCCGGCCCCCGAGACCCCGGUGUGGGUGUCGGUCGUGUCGCGGACAUACCUCGCGUGCACGGCAUGGUCGUCCAUGUCGUGCCUCAUCUCUUUGAUUUUCUACUUUAGUGUGUCGAACAUGGCCGCCGAAGGUCUCGAGCUGCUCGUGCUUGCGCAGUCGAUCGGCCUGUUUGUCGUCAGCUUCACGCCCGUCCGGCGGUGGCUGGUGAAAGGAAGCGAGGUCGAGACGCUGCCGCCCUACCAGCAGGCCGUGCUGUGGCUCGUGUCCUUUACGACGAUCGCGACGUACUGCAUGGGCGACGACCUGACGCGCCUCGUCGUGAACGCCGGGUGCAGCGCGCUGCUUGCCGUGAUCAGCGCGCUGGACUGGGCAACAGCGUGGCAGGCCGGCCGCAUGGACGAGUCUGCGACGAUCUGGCUCAUGGGCUUCUUGAUGCUCGUCGUGGCGCGCUACUGGAACCAUGCCAACUCGCCGCUGUGGCCGUUCCUCGACGCGUCGAACGGCGGGCAGCAUGUGCCCGGCCUGGUGCUGGGCCUGCUGAGCCUCGUGCCCGUCGUGCGGCAGUCUCCUCCCGCUGCGCCGGUGCGCCGCCGGCCCGAGGCGAUUCCGUACGGCGGCGUGCGCUUUGCGAUUUCUGCGCUCGCGCUCGGUGCGUGGCUGUGCACGAUGCAGACACUCCUCUCGGAUUCCGGCACGGUGAUUGCCUGGGGCUGGACCGGGUACCCCGUGCGUGGCCCCCGCGCGGUCGAGCAUGGCGUGCUGGUCAUUCUUGCGUUUGCAGGCGGCACACUCGCGGCGUUGUACCGCCCUCGGCUCGGGACGGCGCCGCUGACGGUGGUGCUCUAUGGCGUCGGGACCGCCGUCCUGUUUUACUGCGACAACUGGCUUGGAUUCCUGGGCGGCCUGGCGGUUGCCUUUACGCUGCCGACCAUGGGCCUGCCGCUACUGCAGGCCGCGCUGAGCCACGAUCCGUUUGCGAUGCUCUUUUCGGUGUGGACGAUUUAUACCACGCUGGCGUUCCUCGGUGUGCUUACCGUUGCGUACGCCUUCUUGCCGGGCGCGUACAUUAUGCGUGAGCACACCGGUGCCGUGCUCCUGCUGCAGUACGUGCUUGUGGCGGCCGGCCUCGGCAAUGCGCGCAGCGCGCACGUCGCCGAGCGCCUCGCGGUGCAGGCGUCGACGUACCGCUGUGCGUUCCGCAAGGCGGCGUGCGCGCUGCUCGCGGCACUCGUGGUGCUUGCGAGCGUCGUGCCGUUUUGGCGGCACGUUCCGCCGCGUGCGAUUGUGCCGCACUAUCCCGAACACAAGGUGCUCACCGCCGGGAUCUGGACGGUGCACUUUGGCUUUGACCAGCUGAUGCGCGACAGCACGCGGCGCAUGACCUCUAUCCUGAAAGAGCUCAAGAUGGACGUGAUUGGGCUGCUCGAGACGGAUCUGCACCGGCCUGCGUUUGCGAACCGCGACCUGACGCAGUACCUCGCGCAGGAGCUAGGCAUGUACGCGGACCUCGGCCCGAGCCCCAAGAAGCACACCUGGGGCGCAGUGCUCUUGUCCAAGUUCCCGAUCAUUAACAGCACGCACCACCUGCUCCCCUCGCCACACGGCGAGCUUGCGCCGGCGGUGUCGGCGUACCUUGACGUAUUCGGCACGCCGGUCCACGUCAUUGUGUCGCACAAUGGCCAGGAAGAAGACGUGCUGGACCGCGAGCUGCAGACGAAGGAGAUUGCGCGCAUCCUGCGUGAGUCGUACCCUCGUCCGGCCCUCUUUUUGGGGUACGUCGUGACGCAACCCCACGCGCGCCGCCCCGCGCCGUACGAGAUUCUGUUCUAUGAUGGGGGGCUGAUGGAUGUCGACCAGGAGGACUUUGACCGCUGGUGCCAGUACCUCGGCUACCGUGCGGUGGAGCGCGUCGGCUACGCGCGCGUCUCGCGCUACACGGUGACAGACACGGAGCUGCAGACCUUCAAGGUGCACAUUCCCGAGUACACCGUGCCGCCGAACCGCGACCUGCGCCCCCAGCGCGUGCCGUACAAUGAGCCCCCGGACGAGCCGUGGGCGUACCCCACCUCUCUCAUCAAGCCCAACGGGUGGCUGAACGCGAUGCACAUGUACGGCCCCCGGCUCUAUCCGCAGUACUUUCGCAAGGUAGAAGUGUAA
Malassezia japonica is the source of this 2937-nucleotide messenger RNA. It is a transcript of the gene CWH43, whose product is annotated as Protein cwh43. NCBI's taxonomy places the organism in Eukaryota, Fungi, Basidiomycota, Malasseziomycetes, Malasseziales, Malasseziaceae. The transcript has a single exon. The record is from RefSeq and is a predicted model, not a curated record. Gene Ontology annotation, biological process: GPI anchor biosynthetic process; fungal-type cell wall organization. Gene Ontology annotation, cellular component: endoplasmic reticulum. The coding region runs from base 1 to 2937 and encodes 978 amino acids.